UAGGAUUCUUUCAUUUCGCUUCUCUACACACAAAAACCGAUCACAGAAUUCACAUUUUCUUCAUAAAUCCUAUAACCCUUUUUUACUCCUCCAGUGAAGUGAAAAUGGCGGCGUUCUUUAGGAAGCUAGCAAAGGCGGCGGCGGCUGCACCCAUCGCUGCAUUCAGGAGAGAAGGCCAUUAUUCCAAGUCUAAUUUUGCUAACCCUAGCUUCCCCUUUGGAGCUAUUGCUGCCGUUGCUGGUUGUGUUUCCUACUAUUACUCCUCUUCUUCUCCUCAUUUGGUGUAUUUGGAGCAAAUCAAUGAAGAUUCUGGUCAAAAAGUUGCUCUAAAUCCUGAUAAAUGGAUUGAAUUUAAGCUGCAAGAUCGAGCACCAGUUAGCCACAAUAGUCAUCUGUUCAGGUUUUCAUUCGAUCCUUCUUCAAAGUUAGGUCUUGAUAUUGCAUCUUGCAUUCUUACGAGGGCACCGAUGGGAGAAAAUGCCGAAGGAAAACCAAAAUAUGUCAUUCGACCUUAUACUCCUAUAUCUGAUCCAGAUUCCAAGGGAUACUUUGAUUUGUUAAUUAAGGUUUAUCCUGAAGGGAAAAUGAGCCAGCAUUUUGCAAGCUUAAAACCAGGCGAUGUACUUGAAGUGAAAGGGCCCAUUGAGAAACUGCGUUAUAGUCCAAACAUGAAGAAACAUAUAGGCAUGAUUGCAGGGGGCAGUGGCAUCACUCCAAUGCUCCAGGUGAUAGAGGCCAUUCUUAAAAACCCUGACGAUAAUACUCAGGUCUCGUUGAUUUAUGCUAAUGUGUCACCUGAUGACAUACUGCUAAAGAAGAAGCUUGAUGUACUUGCGGCAACUCACCCGAAUCUCAAGGUAUUUUACACUGUAGAUAGUCCAACCAAUGAUUGGAGAGGCGGCAUCGGUUACGUAUCGAAGGACAUGAUUGUGAAAGGACUACCUCCGCCCAGUGAUGAUACACUUAUCCUUGUAUGUGGCCCUCCUGGGAUGAUGAAACAUUUAUCUGGCGAAAAGCCAAAACCUCGUGAGCAAGGCGAGCUAACUGGACUACUCAAGGAUGUUGGCUUUACAGAAAACAUGGUUUACAAAUUUUAAUUAGUUUGUUAACUUUACAUCCCCUUAUCUUUUUAUUGAAUAAAAGAAUUUUGAAGAAACACAAUAUCCUACAUUAACAUAAUCCGAGGGUUUGGACGAGCAUUCAGGAUGUUUUUUCCCAGAACAUCUAGAAAAUACUUAUUUUAGGGGGAAAAUAAAAAAAGCUUGAUAUCUGUCCACUCUUGGUUACCCACUGUAACUGAAUUUGUGGAGGUAAAUUUCUCUUUUAUUUCUUUAUAUUAUACGUCUUUUUAUAAUUUCA
Nicotiana tabacum (common tobacco) is the source of this 1359-nucleotide messenger RNA. RefSeq names its product NADH-cytochrome b5 reductase-like protein. The record is from RefSeq and is a predicted model, not a curated record. Gene Ontology annotation, molecular function: cytochrome-b5 reductase activity, acting on NAD(P)H. NCBI's taxonomy places the organism in Eukaryota, Viridiplantae, Streptophyta, Magnoliopsida, Solanales, Solanaceae.